UUUUUUUUUGGGUGGGUUUAGUUGAUUUGUAAGUAAGGAAAGUGAUGUGGGGUGUGAGGCAAGCCCAGGGGGCUCGCAUCCUGGAACUUGUAUUCUCAGAAGAUAGUAAAGAUUUUUCCCUCCUCACGGACGUAGCUCUUGAACAAAAGGAUGGGAACCCUAGAUGAGGUGGUUGAAAUUGAUAGCUUAGAGAGGGGUCUCUUAUCGGGAACCGGUACUCGGGGCGAAAAUGGAGCUGAAGGUGAAACAGUUCUGUAUGCAGCCUCAUUCCAAGAGAUGGAAGACAAGUUUAUCAAGUACCAAACAUCUCAAUGGGUUCUUUACUCGUUGCUUUUGGUGUUGGCUUGGGGAAUUGGCUUUUUUAUGCUGCUUUAUUUGCCGAUUCGGAGAUAUAUACUGCGCAAGGACAUUCGAUCGAAAAAGCUCUAUCUUACCCCGAAUUCCAUUGUCUACAGAGUUACUAGGCCAGUGCCAUUUCCAUGCUUUGGUGUGUUGAAGAAAGAGAAGCAUAUUCUCUUACCAUCAGUGGCUGACAUAGUAAUUGAACAAGGAUAUUUGCAGUCUCUGUUCGGUGUGUACUCACUUAGAAUAGAGAAUAUCGGUGUAAGACGGCCACCAAGCGAUGAUGUUCAAAUCCAGGGAGUUGCAAAUCCAAGUGCUUUCAGGAAGGCUGUUUUAAUGCGCCUUUCAAGUAUGAGGAGUGAGGCUUUCUCCAGACAAGUUUCCGCAAUUGAAGACGUCCCAAAUUCUAGGUUAUCUCAAUCAAAAUCUGUCAGGCAAGAUUCAUUUUCUCAUACAGGGGAUCUAAUUCUACUGCAAAAGCUAGAAGAGGUUGGAACUUCAGUCAAGAGAGUUCAAUCUUUAAUUGAGGAGCAACACCCUCAGAGAACAGAACAUAGGGAAUGAGUGAAUUGAGUGGAUUCAAACAGGCAUUGAACGGUUGAAGUGCGAGAUAAGACCAACAGACACAGUUUGUUGAUUCCUAAUGAGUGAAAUUUGUUCCCACCUUUUGUUGUUGGGUAGGAUUGGCUGAUUCUCCUUCGAGCCCCGUGUGUGAUCGUUGAUUUUCUUGUACGUUAUUAUUUGGAAACAUAGCAAGUUAAUGCAUGUAAAUUUUGUAGGCAAAUGUAGUUGUGGUGUACAACGUUUUUUCAGGUCUUGGAUGAUGGUGAACAUAAAUCUAGACCGUUGAAAUUGAAAUUUUUUGUUAUUUGGUCCCACCUGACAAAAACAACUCUAAUUUCAGUGGCCAAGUUUGAAGUUUCCAUCAUCCAACACCUAAUAUUUUGAUUGUAUGGUAUAGCCAAAAAGCGUCGUACCGUAAUUCUGGCAUAUUCCUUAUUUUCUGGCAUAUUCCUUAUCUUUUCUCUUGUUAUUGAUUGUGGUUUUUCACUCGUUUUUUCCCCUCGUCUUUCCACGUCCAAUCAUAACAGCCUC
Molecule: messenger RNA, 1437 nt
Organism: Morus notabilis
Lineage: Eukaryota; Viridiplantae; Streptophyta; Magnoliopsida; Rosales; Moraceae
Exons: 7
Coding region: 151-906 (251 amino acids)
Source: RefSeq, a predicted model, not a curated record